CCUUUCAGAGGACAAUUUGUCACUCGGCUGCUUCUUCUUGAGGUAAGAAGACUGUAAUCAAUCACUUAUCUCUUGUUGGCUCUUCUAGACAGCCAGGAAAAGUAAAGGAUACAAGUUAUCAAAACAUCAUGACGGCCUGGCUGUGCAGUCUUUGGAAAAGCGAGCAGACAUGGUCAAUGCUAGCUAGUAGCAAGAAGCGCUAAGUCAGCUGUACCAUCUACAGCAAAGUAAAACAAAGAGUAUGCAAAGUUAUAGGCACCCUAACCCUUUUAGGAAAGAGACAAAAACACAAGCAUUGAGGCAUGGGUUGUACUUUCUAUGAGAAAUCAGGACAAAAAGAGAAACUCACCUAAUGCUUCAAUUAGCAAGUAGUCAAUUGAAGAGUGAGUUAAGAGUACUUUCUACGAGGAGGAAAAAAGUCCCUAGAGAAAAUGUACAUAAAGGGAAUAAUUGAAAGACAUAGUUAAAGGCAGAAGCCGUGUCCUAGGAGUAUGAAUAAGGAAUUAAAAGCAGUAACGGUUCUGUCAAUGUCUUCAUUCAGAAAAGAAAUGAAGGUUAACAAGGGAUCUUUGUGUCAGGCAUAGUUUCUCUGGACAGCAAAAGAGAAAGUGUGCAAAGUUAAUAGCAGUAUUAGAUCCAUGCAGAAAAAGAGAAACGUUUUAAAAAGAAAAUGAGUCUGAAUUACUUUUUUUUGUAAAAGAAAAGCUAGUUAAUUGGAAAGCAAACAAAAGAGUAAGUAGCUAAUUAUUCAGCUGGUUAUCCAAGAGAAAAGAAAAACUGGGAGACAACCAAAAUGAAUAAAUUUAUGUCACGCUUGUUAUACUCUUAUCAAAGUAGCUGAGGAAAUUCAGUAUAAAUUUUCACCAUUAUUGUUGACUGAGUGAUUCUUUCUAUUCUCAUUAUCGCACGCAGCUUGUAUUUUGGAGUUUGGAAAUUACAGAAAUAGAUGCUUGUCUGCACCCAUUUUCCUGCUUUGGAGGAUUUUUGUCUUGUUGUCUGCCAUGUCUGCAGUAAGGUGGUGACUCCUCAGGGCAUCCUCACACAUUACGAGAAGCGACACAGCUCCCCGAUCCCCUCCAGGAGCCCUCUGCUUCCCAUGAAGCCCAAAGCGCCUGCGGUGGCCUCCGCUGUGGCCCCCAGCCCGGGGGACUCGCUAGCUUUCAGGGUCCCCAAAGAUUACCCUCACUCCCGCUUCAGCAAGGCGCCGCUUGCCGUCUACCCACCAAAAGGAGCAAGGAACAAGACAUGUGUGUCGUUACCAGUCGUGAGCUUGGAGAAGAUGCCCUGUCUGAACCGAGCAGACUCGACGUCGCACGUUCGCCUCAACUCCUCGUCCUCUUCUUCGUCCUCAUCCACGCUCUCGCCGCUCAAAUCUUCCUCCUCCGCCCCGCCGGCCUCCCAGCGCUCCGGCGAAAAGCUCGCCAACGGCCGCGGCAGCAGCACCGGUCCCCCCACGCCGCGCUCCAUCACACCUCCCUCCUCCCUGGACAGGCGGCCGAGCCCAGCCCGAUCGCCCCUGGACAGACGGGUGCCGUCGACAGCGUCUCCCUCCUCGAUGGACAAGAAGCCCUCGCUCUCGCCCUCCCACAGGUCCGUCGCUCUUCCGUCGUUGCCGUCGCUUUCGCCUUUGGAGAAGAAGCAACAGAACGGAACUAAGUCCCCCGCUAGGCCGCACAAGAGAGCCUCAGGGAGAGUCUUUGAUCCGGACAAGCAUUGCGGCGUGCCUGACCCCGAGACUAAACGCUCCUGCACGCGCUCGCUCACCUGCAAGACUCACUCCCUGACCCAGCGCCGCGCGGUCCCCGGCCGAAGCCGGCCGUUCGACGUGCUGCUGGCCGAGCACAAGGGUCUGGCGAAGGAGCGGGAGGUUCUGAAGGAGAAGGAGAAGGAAGCGGCGCAGAGAGGGAAGGAAGCGUGCGGCCAGAGCGUCGCGCCUCAAGACACGGCGAGUCCCAGCAAGCCGCACUGCCCCGGUGACCGGCCGCUGUCCUCGCUGAAGCUGCGGCUUGCAAACGCACACAUACCGAGAGUCCCAGGCGGCUCCUCCUCCUUCUCCGCCUCCAGUCCUCUGCCUACAGCGCCGGCGGCUCCUGCCGCGACGCCCGUCCCGGAGCCGUCUCCUAGCGGCUGGGCGAACGCAGCGGGGGACAGCGGCCGGCUUUCCAGCGACGAGGGAGACGCGGAGACCUCCGAUGACGCCGACAGGCCUUCCCUGCACUACUCCAGUCAUCAUCCACGGCCUUCAGGGUUCUGCGUCUUCAGCAGCCGGCUCGUGGGUCCAGGCUACUACGUGUUCGACAGGCGGUGGGACAGGAUGAGGAUGGCGCUGCAGAGCAUGGUGGAGAAACACCUCAACGCGCAGAUGUGGAGGAAGGUGCCGCUGGCCGCCGAGAGCCUCCCCUCCAACUCCACGUCCGUCGCCGCCUCGGUUACCGCGCACCAGACUCCUCCCCCUACCGUCCUGUCCUCCCGCUCCAACAGCCUCGCCUACACCGCCACGUUGCCACAGUCGGCGUCGGCAGCCGGACUGUUCGGCGCCAGAGACUCGCCGGGAAAGGCCCGGAACGGUUCGCACAAAGCCAGCCGCUCGCCCAGAGACCCGGACGUCCCGGCGGCGGGGUCGAAAAAGAGAAAGAACUCUUCGCACCCUCCGUCGUCAUUCUCUCCGUCGCCGUUUCAGACCGUGGACGUCCACAGACGGAACGGCAGCAGCUUUCAUCAGACGUUUCAAGACUUCGGGGUGGCCAAGGCUUCCCCGGCCAAAAACAAGGGACCUCGAGCGGGAAGCGGACUUCUGAGCAGCUCGGACGACUGGCUGUCCAGAGCAGAGCAAAGCCACAACACGCACAAGUGUCGUGAACUUGGCACCAGCAGUCUAACCUACCCGGCCAGGGAACCGUCCUCGGGCCCCCACCAGCCCAUGCCUCCGCCUACAGGACCCUUAGCUUACGGUGGAGGAGCAGAGGGGAGGAAGAGGAGGAGUCCCAGCUCCUACAAAGGGAAAUCCAGCAAAGCGAGCCGACCCGGCGGACUGGAGAGCCUCUUUGGGAAGGGAAACGACGGCGCGGGGAUCUUGGCGUCGGGGCCUGAGUCGCCCAGACAGACCAAGCUGAAUCACUGACAGAAAGCCGUUGUGCGGACAGAACGUCGGGCAGCUCUUCAGGCCACCACCAUUUGUGACCUUUGACUUCGCCACUCUUCCAACGACGGCUUCAGUGCGACACGGUGGGGAGGGCAGGGGAGCCUCCUGUCGGGAAUCUCCCUUGCCUCUCUCUUUGAUUGUGGUUUUUACAGAACAAGUUGACAAAACAACAAAAAACAAAACUACAACUAUUGUUUGUAAAGGGAAUUCGCCGACAACUCCUGCGCUGCAGAAGUUUCUGGAGAACGGCGACUUUUGUUUCCAGUCUGCUGGACAAAGAAAGACAACUGUGAUUGUUUUUCCUGGACCACCUGACACAACUACUGUGGGACUUUAUCUAUGCCACUUCGUUGCUCCCACUGGCCUUUUCUCUCAUUCUGGCUCUUUCUGUCUUUCAGUCUGAGAAGGGGAGCGACGGCAGCGAGUUCGGCUGGGUUUUAGCCAGUUCUCUCCCCUUUUCUUUGUCUCCCUGCGUACCCGGCGGCUUUGUCCGUUUCCCUCCGUUUCUGUCCCAGCAUGCCUGUGUUCCAAGUGCACUUACUGUCCUGAGUUCCUUGGCUGAAUCCCCCCGACCCCCACCUUCUGCGUCGGUGCCACGCAGAAGUCCUGCUCGCGCAAAACGGAGGGAAGGAAGUGUUUGUGUUACCAAUGAUGCCACGUCGGUGCGUUGUAUUUCAAAACCGUAUAAAGUUUGACUUUAUUCACUUCGUUUUUUCUUCUUCUUCUUUCUGAUUUUGAUGGACUAGCAUUCAAAAUGGAAUUAUUACAACGGUGUUAGAUUGCUUUGUCUUUUUUUUUUUUUUGCUUUUUUGUAUAAUAAUUUAUCAUUCUUAAAUAAUGUUUGGUAUCGAAGUGACCAUUAAGGUUUGAGCUACAGAGACUUUUUUUUUAGUAUGAUAAAAAAAUAUAUAUAUAUGGAAUUUAUAUGGCAUUUUUGAAGAAAUGUUGAAAGUAUUAUAGUUCAUAUUUGUACAUAUCUGUUAUUAUUUUUGUAUUUAUUAAUAAUUCUUCCCUUUUACUAAAUAAGGCCAAGAGAUAUGUUUCCCCUCCUUUUUUGGUCUGUGUCUAACAGUAAUAAAGAGCCUGGCCUGG
Poeciliopsis prolifica (blackstripe livebearer) is the source of this 4234-nucleotide messenger RNA. RefSeq names its product ataxin 7-like 1 (gene atxn7l1). The record is from RefSeq and is a predicted model, not a curated record. The transcript has 11 exons. Bases 947 to 3121 code for a protein of 724 amino acids. Lineage: Eukaryota; Metazoa; Chordata; Actinopteri; Cyprinodontiformes; Poeciliidae.